UUCGCUUGUGUUCAAUUAAAUACCCUCGAGUGGUGUCACAUUACACGCGCGGCCGAACGGCCAAAGUGAUAAGUCAUCAAAUCGCGAGUGUCAAUAAACCCGGUGUGCAAUUUGCUCACUUAACGCAGUGGUUUAAAUUUACCAGAUGAAUAAUUCUAGUUUCCCCCGGCUGGGGGAAACCUCUGGUGGAGGAGGUGGAAAGAUUUUAGUUAUGGAAAGGGGAGAGGAGGGUAAAUCCUUCCACGGAGUCUCUCCGAUUCUCGUCGAUAAAACAAUUAAAGCUUACUGCGGGGAAGUAGCAAGCGCAAAAAAAAAAAAAAAAACGAAAGACGGGAAAAUUAUCGUCCACGUUAAAAGUGAAAGCCAGGCCAGAAACCUGGCUAAAAUCGAAAAGCUGGCUCAAGGAAUUUUCACCAAAGUGUACGAGCACAAAACUCUUAAAUCGUGCAAAGUAGUGGUUUUUUGCCAGGACAUAAAGUUUGACAGUGACCAAGACUUACUCGAAGACCUAUCGAAAACAGGAAUAGCUGAAGUUCGGCAGAUUAUGAAAGGACGCGAUGAGAACAAAACUCCCACUGGAAUUUUUGUCCUCAUUGUCAAGGGUACGGUUCCACCUAAAGAAGUAAAAAUUGGGUACAUUCUGUUGGAAACAAGACCGUGGUAUCCGAACCCUUUGAGGUGCUUCGUGUGCUAUAAGUUCGGGCAUAUCGAAAAAAACUGUAACAGUGAAAAAAAGUGUAACAAAUGCGGUGAGGCAUUCCAUGAUGAAAUCUGUGAAAAUGCAGAAAAAUGUGUUAACUGUGAUGAUUCUCAUGGAGCAUUCUUCAAAGGAUGCCCAGCAUUCAAGAAAGAAGUAGCUAUCACCAAAGUGAAAGUGGACAGGAACAUUAACUUUUGGGAAGCUAGAAAAAUAGUGGAAAGUGAAAAUAAAAUCACGUACUCAGAUUCCAUUAAAAGUGCAUUAACCAAACAAUUUGAUGAGAAGAUCAAACAAUUAAAUGAAGAAAAGAAAUCCUACGCGGAAACACUAAGGUUAGAUCUGCAGAAACAGUUCGAACCAAAAAUGAAGGAGAUGGAAAAUAAGCUCAUGGAAAUGCAAAAUCAGUUCGAACAGGCAGGUAAUGCCUACAGAGAAGAAAAACAAAAAAGAAAAACGGCAGAAAAGGAGUUCGAAAUUCUCAAAGAGAAUUAUUCCAAACUGGAGAACACACAGAAACUCUACGGAUACAAACCAUCAGGAAAACACACCAGGAGCCAAGGCAAUCCCAAUCCCCCAAGGAAAAAGAAAGGUAACGAUUAG
This is a messenger RNA of Ochlerotatus camptorhynchus, 1300 nucleotides long. RefSeq lists its product as uncharacterized. The record is from RefSeq and is a predicted model, not a curated record. Gene Ontology annotation, molecular function: zinc ion binding; nucleic acid binding. The transcript has 2 exons. The coding region runs from base 146 to 1300 and encodes 384 amino acids. NCBI's taxonomy places the organism in Eukaryota, Metazoa, Arthropoda, Insecta, Diptera, Culicidae.